This is a messenger RNA of Malaclemys terrapin pileata, 2912 nucleotides long. RefSeq names its product general transcription factor II-I-like. Gene Ontology annotation, molecular function: DNA-binding transcription factor activity. The record is from RefSeq and is a predicted model, not a curated record. Lineage: Eukaryota; Metazoa; Chordata; Testudines; Emydidae. The coding region runs from base 360 to 2912 and encodes 850 amino acids. The transcript has 2 exons. Gene Ontology annotation, cellular component: nucleus.
UCCUGGGUUCAGGGUGAACGACUGUGUGAGGGGACGAGGCCCGGCCGGCGCCCAGUGGACGCGGUCACCGAGCCCCCGCCGGGAGCCCGACGAGUCGCGAAGAGGCCGCGGGGACGGGCCGAGCCGAGCCGAGCCGAGCCGGGAAGCGCCUGCUGUGAGCUGGGAUUAGCUUGGCCUCCCCUCGCCCCGAGGCGGCCGCGGCUCCUCGCCGAGACUCCCCAGGACCCGGGCUGCCCUGAUCCCGGCGGCGGCCAGCCAGGAUAAUGGCCCAAGCAGCAACACCAGCGUUGUCAGUCCAUGAUGAGGACUCCUCUGAAAGCAGAAUGGUGGUUACAUUCCUCAUGUAAGCACUUGAGUCAAUGUGUAAAGAACUUGCGAAGUCCAAGGCAGAAGUCGCCUGUAUUGCUGUGUACGAAACAGAUGUGUUUGUAGUUGGAACUGAGAGGGGAAGAGCUUUUGUCAAUACAAGGAAAGAUUUUCAGAAGGAUUUUGUUAAAUACUGUGUCUCUGAAGAGGAAAAGGCAGCUGAAUUGCAAAAAACAAAGACUACGUCACUUGUAAACAGGCUGACAGUGGAUAUUGUAGAAAUGGAAGCUCUCCGAAAGUCUGUAGAGGAUUUCUUCUGCUUUUGUUAUGGUAAAGCUUUAGGGAAGUCAACGGUAGUCCCUGUGCCAUAUGACAAGAUUCAAAGGGACCAGUCUGCAGUGGUAGUGCAGGGCCUUCCUGAAGGACUUGCAUUUAAACAUCCAGCAAAUUAUGAUGUGACAACACUGAAAUGGAUUUUGGAAAACAAAUCGGGGAUCUCAUUUGUGAUCAAAAGGCCUUUCCUAGAGCCAAAGAAACACCUAGGAGCUCAUGUGACUGUUACAGAUUCUACACGCACAGUUACACCACCAAGUGGAAGUGGCCCUCCUGUCCAAGUAAAAACAGAGCCAAAUGAGGAUUCUGGAAUUUCACUAGAGAUGGCAACAGUAACAGUAAAAGAGGAAUCGGAGGAUCCUGACUACUAUCAGUAUAAUAUUCCAGGCCCUUCAGAAACUUCAGAAAUUGAUGAAAAAAUUGCUCUUGCAAAGAAGUACACAGGAAGCCACCAGGGUUCCGAUUGCAGUGAAGGAACAGAUGUGGAAGUACCAGUAGAAGAUUCUUCUCAGCAUGCCCCUUCUGAGACAAGUGAGGACCCUGAAGUUGAGGUUACCAUUGAAGAUGAUGAGGACUACUUACCACCCAACAAGAGACCGAAGAACACUGAGUCAGCAAAUGAGGCUGCCAAUGCUGGGAGAAGAAAAGUGAGAGAAUUCAAUUUUGAGAAAUGGAAUGCCCGAAUUACAGACUUGAGAAAGCAGGUUGAAGAAUUAUUUGAAAGAAAAUAUGCUCAAGCUAUAAAAGCAAAAGGUCCAGUGUCUAUCCCGUACCCGCUUUUCCAGUCGCAUGUAGAAGACUUGUAUGUGGAAGGACUUCCAGAAGGAAUUCCCUUCAGGAGGCCAUCUACCUAUGGGAUCCCACGCCUUGAGAGGAUACUGCUGGCCAAGGAGCGGAUACGGUUUGUGAUUAAGAAACAUGAGCUUUUGAAUUCAACACGAGAAGAUGCACCGCUAGACAAACCAGCUGCAGGAGUGAAAGAAGAGUGGUAUGCCCGAAUCACCAAAUUAAGGAAGAUGGUAGAUCAACUUUUCUGUAAAAAAUUUGCUGAGGCCCUAGGGAGCACUGAACCGAAGGCUGUCCCAUACCAGAAAUUUGAGGCACACCCCAGUGAUCUCUAUGUGGAGGGUCUGCCAGAGAACAUUCCAUUUAGGAGUCCAUCCUGGUAUGGAAUCCCUCGGCUGGAAAAGAUUAUUCAAGUGGGCAACAGAAUAAAAUUUGUGAUCAAAAGGCCAGAACUACUAACUCUCAGUCCGACAGAAGUUACUCAACCAAGAUCUAAUACGCCAGUCAAAGAAGAUUGGAAUGUCAGAAUCACAAAACUAAGGAAGCAAGUGGAAGAGAUAUUUAAUCUGAAAUUUGCCCAAGCCCUGGGGCUUUCAGAGGCAGUGAAGGUUCCCUACCCUGUGUUUGAAUCAAACCCUGAGUACUUGUAUGUGGAAGGCUUGCCAGAAGGAAUCCCCUUCCGGAGUCCCACGUGGUUCGGAAUUCCACGCCUUGAAAGAAUUGUCCGUGGAAGUGGCAAAAUCAAAUUUAUUGUUAAAAAGCCAGAGCUGGUCACUUCUUAUUUGCCUGCUGGAUUGGCUAGUAAAGUAAACACUAAAGCAUUGAGUCCAAAGAGUUCAAAGAGAGCAAGAAGUCCUGCAAGCAAUUCAAAGGUUCCAGAGAUUGAGGUGACCGUUGAAGAAGGUCCUAAUAAACCACAAACAACAGAUGUUCGAACUAAUUCUCAAACCAAUGGAUCCAAUAUGGGCUUCAAGCCACGAGGAAGAGAGUUUUCUUUUGAGGCUUGGAAUGCCAAAAUUACUGACCUAAAACAAAAAGUUGAAAAUCUUUUUAAUGAAAAAUGUGGAGAAGCUCUGGGGCUUAAAGAUCCUGUCAAGGUCCCAUUUGCGUUAUUUGAAUCCUACCCAGAGGAUUUCUACGUGGAAGGACUACCUGAAGGGGUGCCAUUCCGCCGACCAUCUACUUUUGGCAUUCCAAGAUUGGAGAAGAUCCUGCGAAACAAAUCUAAGAUAAAAUUUAUCAUAAAAAAGCCUGAGAUGUUUGAGGCAGCGAUUAAGGAAAGCUCUGCUAAAAGUCCCCAGAGAAAAACCAGUUCAUCCAAUACAUCAAAUACAACAAGCACCACAACAAAGCCAGUGGUGAACACAGCCGCAGGGGUUGAAGAUCUUAACAAGGUUUUUAACGCUGUGACUGCAGCCUCCUUCUCCCUCCACCCUCAGCUUCCUGGUUUCAAAGUGUGGGCCCAGCUGGGCUUCAUUCUCAACUAA